This is a messenger RNA of Parnassius mnemosyne (clouded apollo), 1695 nucleotides long. Lineage: Eukaryota; Metazoa; Arthropoda; Insecta; Lepidoptera; Papilionidae. The record is from the annotation of a GenBank genome assembly.
AUGGCAUUGCCUUGGCAUAUUCCUCUAGAGUCAAUUCAUAAACCUAAAAAGGAUUUUGUAAAGUCAUCUUUGUUGAAACAUUACUGUGGAUUAAACAUUCAUGAUAACCCUAGCGAAGAACUUCAAAUUGGUUUAAUGUGUGAUAUUAAUAUUAACAACAGAGAGCCAAUUACAAUACAAAGGCUGAUUGCUUCGGGGAUGACUGUGGCUCACCUAAAUAUUAGGGAUCUGGAGCCUGAUUCAUGUGGUAAAAUAAUUCAAAGCAUUAGACAAGCAGUUUAUAACUAUAGCACUGAAUUGCAAUAUGUAUAUCCUUUAGCAAUUAUAAUAGACGUCAGAGGGCCUGAUAUUAUUACUGGAGAGUUAAAAGGGGGACCUCAAACGACUGUAGAAAUUGAGGAAAAUGCAACGAUCAGACUAACGACCGAUGCAACAUGGAGAGAAAGCGGUACAUCUGAAUGUUUAUACGUCGGCUACGAUCAUCUUACUGAUUUACAGCCUGGUGAUAUAGUCUAUAUAGAUAGUUUAACUCAUAAUAAAAUAAAACUUGUUGUUUCUGAAGUUGGAGAUGACUCAGUUGAAUGCUCAGUAGCUAUUGGAGGUAGCAUUGGCCCCAAAAUGGCAAUAAGAAUUACUCAAGUGCCCCAAGAAAAUAACAAUACACAUAAAAAUGGAUACGGAAGUAUGGAAUCGAUAGCAAAUAGUGAUGCUUCUCGCCAAACUUUUGAACUUUUAGAAGAUCAGAUACUGUGGGCAGUGAAUUCUGAUGUAGAUGCUAUUUUACUACCAAACGUACAGACUAUUAAUGAUAUUCGGCAUGUAAGAAGUAUUCUCUCUACCCAAGGAAAUCAUAUUCUAGUUUUUGCUUGUAUUGAUACUACUAUGGGAUUUGAUAACAUUGAUAAAUUGCUGUUUGAGGCAGAUGGAAUAUUUUUGGAUAGAUGUGUAUUAAGCACUGAUUUACCAGUAGAAAAAAUAUUUAUAGCACAGAAAAUAAUUAUGGCUAAAUGCAACUAUCUUGGGAAGCCAUGCAUAUGCAAAGCAGUAAUUAAUGAACAAAUUCCGACGUUAUGUGUUUCUGAUAUAGCAAACUUAGUACUGGAUGGCGUUGAUGUUAUUUCAUUAGAAUUGCAUUAUGAUUCUCCAUUAACAAAAUUGGCACCUACUUACGACGCAGUGCGUAUGGCUGAACAUUGUUUAGCUGCUGCUGCUGUUAUCUGCCGGCAUGCAGAAAGAAUCACUUGGCAGCCCCGAAUUUAUGGUAACUUAGAAUUAAUGCAAAGUCCCUUAGAAGAGCCAAGUAAAGCAAUCUGCGUCGGUGCGGUCGAAUUAGCUUUACGUUCUCAAGCAGUUGUGAUAAUUUGUCUUACAAACUCUGGUCGCGUUGCUAAAUUACUUUCACAUGCAAAACCGGCCUGUCCUGUUGUUGCAGUAACUAGAAAUUGUCGUACUUCCAGACAACUUCGGUUUUAUAAGGGUGUGCGCACAAUGCAUUAUUUUGAAGAUUCUAAGUCAACUUGGACCUUAGAAAUGGAAAACCGCAUCCGAGUAGCUCUUGAUUAUUGUAAAAUUAAGCGCUUAGUACGAGCGGGCGAUCCAUAUGUACUUGUAGUUAGUUCUCGUCGGAAUAUAGGCUACUGUGAUUCUGUGAGACUUUUGUACGCAAGCGCUCGAAAUACAAUAGUUGUUGAAUAG